This is a messenger RNA of Mangifera indica (mango), 378 nucleotides long. RefSeq names its product UPF0434 protein APH_0052. The record is from RefSeq and is a predicted model, not a curated record. The coding region runs from base 1 to 378 and encodes 125 amino acids. NCBI's taxonomy places the organism in Eukaryota, Viridiplantae, Streptophyta, Magnoliopsida, Sapindales, Anacardiaceae. The transcript has 4 exons.
AUGUAUUGGAAAGUAGCUAAGACAUACACAGAGUAUGAAUUUAGAGAGAUAAUGAACUCAUUGUCUCGUAUGCACCCUGAUAUAGCAGCAUACCUGUAUGAGAAUGUAAUAGUGAGGGUAGGCAAAACCCUUUUGAAAGAUGCAGGGAGUGGACUCAGCAAAACACUCUCAGAAAUUUUAGUCUGCCCACUUUCCAAACAACCCCUUAGAGUACGUGAACAAACUGGUUCAAUCAUUAGUGAUUCCAUUGGCGUUUCUUUUCCUAUAAAGGAUGGAAUUCCUUGCUUGGUGCCAAGGGAUGGAAAAAUACUUGAUUUUGAUGAUGACAUGCUAAAAGAUAAUGCUAGUGCUUCAGAUGCUACAAUGAACAAGGAAUGA